AUGUCACUCCGAGUUUUCAGUAGGGCCGGCAUGAUGCUUGGUCGCCGUGGAACCAUCAUUGGUGGUAACGGCUGUCAUCGUUUCCCCGUAAUGGGGGUCAAAUCUCCUUUGGCAAUGGUCCAACCAAAAUCAAGAUUCCAUUGGGGGUUGCAACCUCGUCAGACCAAAGAUAAUUCUCAGACCAAAAACGAUUCUUCUAAUUCUCUGACCGAAGACGAUUCUUCUGCUGGGAAAAAAAAGGAAAAGGGAAUUAAGGCCCUCAUGAAGAAAUACGGGUACGCUGCGCUUGGGGUGUAUUUGGGAUUGAGCGUGCUUGAUUUACCAUUCUGUUAUUUAUUUGUCGCGAGCGUUGGCGGUGACAAAAUCACAGAAUGGAAGGAUCAAAUCUGGCAAUUCUUCGGCAUCUCCAGAGACGAACAUUCCACCGUCAAUGAUGAUGACCAUGAUGGGGUGGACAAAGAUAAUGACGAACGUAAUAAGAAAGAUGAAGGAUGGGGUAAGUUCUUGACGACUUUUGCCAUUGCUUAUGGGGUCCAUAAAUCCUUGGUGUUUAUUAGAUUACCAAUUACUGCCUGGAUCACCCCAUCGGUGGUGAAGACUUUACAAGGAUGGGGGUUCAAUGUUGGGAAGAAAACCGUGCAAGAGGCGUAUAAAGCAGCAGCAGCUAAGAGUGGGGUGGCAAAAACCGCAGGAUCGAAUAAGGUGAAUGAGGAAUUGUUUGGUAAAGUGGUCGGUAAAAGCAAUGAUAAGAAACGUUGGUGGAAUUUCUUCCUUUGA
Saccharomycopsis crataegensis is the source of this 777-nucleotide messenger RNA. It is a transcript of the gene NAT2, whose product is annotated as Nat2p. The transcript has a single exon. Gene Ontology annotation, cellular component: mitochondrion. The coding region runs from base 1 to 777 and encodes 258 amino acids. The record is from RefSeq and is a predicted model, not a curated record. Lineage: Eukaryota; Fungi; Ascomycota; Saccharomycetes; Ascoideales; Saccharomycopsidaceae.